Molecule: messenger RNA, 1587 nt
Organism: Cynocephalus volans (Philippine flying lemur)
Lineage: Eukaryota; Metazoa; Chordata; Mammalia; Dermoptera; Cynocephalidae
Gene: KRT74
Product: keratin 74
Exons: 9
Coding region: 1-1587 (528 amino acids)
Biological process (GO): intermediate filament organization; keratinization
Cellular component (GO): keratin filament
Molecular function (GO): structural constituent of skin epidermis
Source: RefSeq, a predicted model, not a curated record
AUGAGUCAGCAACUGAACAUCAAAUCUGGUGGUGACAAGGGCAACUUCAGUGUACAUUCAGCAGUGGUGCCCAGGAGGGCUGUGGGCAGCGUAGCUUCUUACUGCACAGCUGGCAAACGGGCUGGGGCUGGCUUUGGCAGUCGGAGCCUCUAUAGUCUUGGGGGCAAUCGGCGUAUUUCCUUCAACGUUGCUGGUAGCGGAGUUCGGGCUGGAGGUUACAGUUUCGGGCAUGGCUCUGGGUAUGGAGGGAGCCGGGUCAGUGGCUUUGUGGGCAGUAUGUUUGGCAGUAUGGCCCUGGGACCUGUGUGUCCAGCUGUGUGCCCACCUGGUGGCAUCCACCAGGUCACCAUCAAUAAGAGCCUCCUGGCCCCCCUCAAUGUGGAGCUGGACCCCAAGAUCCAGAAAGUGCGUGCUCAAGAGCGGGAGCAGAUCAAGGAGCUGAACAACAAGUUUGCUUCCUUCAUCGACAAGGUGCGGUUCCUGGAGCAGCAGAACCAGGUGCUGGAGACCAAGUGGGAGCUGCUGCAGCAGCUGGACCUGAACAACUGCAAGAAGAACCUGGAGCCCAUCUUUGAGGGCUACAUCAGCAACCUGCGGAAGCAGCUGGAGACGCUGUCUGGGGACAGGGUGAGGCUGGACUCAGAGUUGAGGAGCAUGCGGGACCUGGUGGAGGACUACAAGAAGAGAUAUGAGGUAGAGAUUAACCAGCGCACAGCUGCCGAGAAUGAGUUUGUGGUGCUCAAGAAGGAUACAGAUGUAGCCUACACAGUCAAGGUGGAGCUUCAGGCCAAAGUGGACUCUCUGGACAAAGACAUCAAGUUCCUCAAGUGUCUGUACAAUGCGGAGAUUGCCCAGAUCCAGACUCAUGCCAGUGAGACUUCUGUCAUCCUGUCCAUGGACAACAACCGGGACCUGGACCUUGACAGCAUCAUUGCUGAGGUCCGUGCCCAUUAUGAGGAGGUCACCCUGAAAAGCAAGGCUGAGGCCGAGGCCCUGUACCAGAGCAAGAUCCAGGAGCUGCAGCUGGCAGCCGGCCAGCACGGUGAUGACCUCAAACACACCAAAAACGAGAUUUCAGAGCUGAACCGGCUCAUCCAGAGGAUCCGGUGUGAGGUUGCCAACGUGAGGAAGCAGUGUGCCAACCUGGAGACGGCCAUCGCUGAUGCCGAGCAGCGGGGGGACAAUGCCCUGAAGGACGCUCGGGCCAAACUGGAUGAGCUGGAGGGCGCCCUGCACCAGGCCAAGGAGGAGCUGGCCCGGAUGUUGUGCGACUACCAGGAGCUCCUGAGCCUGAAGCUGGCCCUGGACAUGGAGAUCGCCACCUACCGCAAGCUGCUGGAGGGAGAGGAGUGCAGGAUGUCUGGUGAGAACCCCUCCUCUGUGAGCAUAUCUGUCAUCAGCAGCAGCAGCUACGGCUACCACCCCAGCUCUGUGAGUGCUGACCUCGGGGCUGGCGGUGUGGUAGGCAGCUCUGGCAGCUCCCGAAGUGGGCACACCAGGACCAAAGGGGCACGCGUGGGAGACCUCAAGGACUCCCAGGGCAAGGGUGCCCCAGUCAGCACCUCAGCCAGGAAAGCCACACGAUAA